Molecule: messenger RNA, 2070 nt
Organism: Amborella trichopoda
Lineage: Eukaryota; Viridiplantae; Streptophyta; Magnoliopsida; Amborellales; Amborellaceae
Product: protein kinase family protein / C-type lectin domain-containing protein
Biological process (GO): protein phosphorylation
Molecular function (GO): ATP binding; protein tyrosine kinase activity
Source: RefSeq, a predicted model, not a curated record
CCCGUUGUGUAAACGAAUUUAUUUUUGUAAGAGUUUGGUCCCAAAUCCAAACCCAGUGAGCCAUGUCACCUGCAUUUAAAACCAGACCAACACCUCAACAACCAUACGCAAAUGGUACUGACGCCCUUGCCCUCUUCCACUGCUGACCAGCCAUGGCCGCUGCUCACAAACCCCUAAUUUUCAUCAUCCUCCUUUGUUUCCUUAUCAGCCUCGUCUCCACUCAGACGGCAUUAUGUCCUGAUGGCUGGGACGUUAGCCCAAGCAAAAAGAAGUGUUUUGGAUUUAUAUCGACUUCGUUUUCAUGGGACGAGGCUGAGGGUUUCUGUCAGGACCGUAAUGGGCAUUUAGCAGCAUUGACAUCUAUCCAGGAGUUGAGUUAUGCCCAAAAGAUUUGUGCUCGAACUGUUAAUGGAUGUUGGGUUGGUGGCCGGCGUUUUAACACUACAGUCGGUUUCAGUUGGAAAUGGAGUGACAACAUGACACGAUGGAACGAGUCUGUCUUCCCUGGGGCACCAUUGCCCUUAAAUUGCACAAACCCAUCUUGCCAUACAAUAUACCCAAAUGAUUCUUGUACAUUGGUGACGAGUGGCCAUGUUGCUCUUGUGGGCGAGGGUUGCAAUAUUUCUCAUGAUUUUAUAUGCAUGAUUGAUAUAGAGAACAGCUGUAACCAUAAACACUGUCACAAGGAGUACAUUAUCAUCCUUGCAGUUGUUAGUGGGAUAAUUUUAUCCACCACACUAGCUGUGGUCAUUUGGCUCCUUGCAUAUCGUCGAAGCAAAAGGCGAAAAAGAUCACGCAAAGUGUCUAGUCCAUCAUCAGCUUCAUUGGUUCCUCCAUCAUGGAAGGCGUUCACCAUUGAUGAGCUUCGGACAAUUACGAAGAAUUUCAGUGAAGGAAACAGACUUCUUGGGGAUGCAAAGACAGGCGGUACCUAUAGUGGUCUCUUGCCAGAUGGUUCAAGGGCGGCUGUCAAAAGGUUGAAAAAAUCUAGUUUUCAGAGAAAAAAGGAAUUUUAUUCUGAGAUUGGGAGAAUUGCUAGACUUCAUCAUCCCAAUCUAGUGGCUGUGAAAGGAUGUUGCUAUGACCAUGGCGAUCGCUACAUCGUCUAUGAAUUUGUUGCUAAUGGGCCCUUAGAUAGAUGGCUUCAUCACAUACCAAGAGGGGGUCGUAGCCUUGAUUGGGCAAUGAGAAUGAGAAUUGCAACAACCAUUGCUCAAGGAAUUGCGUUCUUGCAUGACAAAGUGAAGCCCCAUGUGGUUCACCGAGAUAUUCGAGCAACCAAUGUGCUACUGGAUGAGGAAUUCUCAGCGCAUUUGAUGGGUGUUGGCCUCUCAAAGUUUGUGCCAUGGGAAGCCAUGCACGAGCGAACAGUCAUGGCAGGCACCUAUGGUUACCUUGCCCCAGAAUUUGUUUACAGAAAUGAACUCACCACAAAAAGUGAUGUCUACAGUUUUGGGGUUCUCCUUCUUGAGAUAAUAAGCGGGCGAAGGCCAUCACAGUCUGUGGAUUCCAUGGGUUGGCAGAGCAUAUUCGAGUGGGCGACACCUCUGGUGCAAUCACAUAGGUACACUGAGCUUUUGGACCCUGUCAUUCCAGACAUUCCGGAAGUUGGGGUGAUUCAAAAAGUGGUGGACCUUGUAUAUGCUUGCACCCAGCAUGUUCCCUCGGGCCGUCCAAGGAUGUCAUAUGUGGUCCACCAAUUGCAGCAGUUGGGGUUGAAAGUUGCGUCGUCUUCUGCUCAUGGAGGAAGCGGUGACCCCACCACUUCAUCUCGAGCAGCAUUGGAGUUGAGGUCCACUCCUUGAGGCAAGUAAGUGCUCUUUGACUUGGACCUUUGUAGUGGUAACUCCAAAUUGAGGGGCUUUUGGUUCUCUUUAGAAAUAUAGGUCUCUUUAAGUGCUUUUGGCACCUCAAUGUUUAUGUAGUUCCAGAAUUAAAACAACGUUUUACUACACUGUAGCCCAUAUUCCUGAACAAUACAUGUGGUUCUUGAUUUAGUCCUGUCUAUGUUAAUGAAAAUAUUCUUCUGUUGAGUUGCGUUACGUUUGUGGCUGCUAAUCUGCAUUGCAA